UGUAGACAUUGAAGGAGUAGCUAUAGUACAUAGUUAGCUAUAGAUCUCUAUUAUAUUUCUACGAUCUCUCACAAUUUUCUUCUAUCUCCAUUUUAGCACUUGAUCGAUCCAAUCAAAGAGACGCUAGCAAUCUUGACAACGAACGACAAAGAAUGAAAUUAGCGACAACCAUUUUAUUAGCAGCUACCGCGGUAUCAGCCUCUAUAAGCGCAUUUGAGGAUAAUUAUCUCGACGUUUUAUCAUUUGAUCAGUCAAUCGUCUAUCUCGGCGACGACGCGACUCAGAAAGACGUACACACGCUAUCAAAGUGGUCCUGGAAUGAUUGUGGCGGCAAUGAUGACGCUCUCAAGCUCACAAAGAUUGACGUCUCCCCGGAUCCCCCUCAAUCUGGUCGUAAUCUCACUAUCGACGCCGCAGGUAUCGUCAAUAGAUAUAUAGCCGAGGGCGCAUACGCCGAUGUAUCAGUUAAACUUGGUUACAUCACCUUAUACCACACGCGUUUUGAUCUUUGUAAAGAGGCACAUGACGCAGAUGCUCAAAUCCAAUGCCCAGUUGAAGCAGGUGAACGUGCGAUUACGCAAAACGUUGAGCUCCCGUCACACAUACCACCAGCCGCAUACACUCUUCAAGUUCGAGCCAAUACCGUAGACGAUACACCACUCGCUUGUCUCAACUUUAGGUUAAGUUUCUUACCAUUCUUAAGUGUAUUUGACUAGGCUCUCUCUUUUAAAACGCUCAUGUUGUACUACAUAUGUAACUAAAGCCGUGAUUAAGAUACGUUUGAAAUUUUUCCCUUUGAAACAUACUUAUCUGUAUUUGGAAGGUUGCUCAUUUUAAUUAACCAUAAUGAAGCAAUUACUUUAUACGCUUUUUACACUCGGGGGUAUAGCUUUGGCACAGAAUAAUAAUGCCAGUUUAACCACCUCUGAACCUGUCGACACC
Molecule: messenger RNA, 942 nt
Organism: Wallemia mellicola CBS 633.66
Lineage: Eukaryota; Fungi; Basidiomycota; Wallemiomycetes; Wallemiales; Wallemiaceae
Exons: 4
Coding region: 153-716 (187 amino acids)
Biological process (GO): intracellular sterol transport
Molecular function (GO): sterol binding
Source: RefSeq, a predicted model, not a curated record